Molecule: messenger RNA, 321 nt
Organism: Zeugodacus cucurbitae (melon fly)
Lineage: Eukaryota; Metazoa; Arthropoda; Insecta; Diptera; Tephritidae
Exons: 2
Coding region: 76-321 (81 amino acids)
Source: RefSeq, a predicted model, not a curated record
UCUCAUUUGUGCACCACAAUAUUAAACUUAAGCUCACGCAGCACGCACCGUUAAAACGUAAUCGUAAAGGAAAACAUGUUCAAAUACUUUGCCCUCUGUUGUUUCGCGCUUUUCGCUUUGGCGGCCGCUAAGCCAAGCAUCGUCGCUCCGGUGGUCAGCUACUCGACGCCACUGGUCGGCACUACGUUCGCCGCCACCUACACGUCGCCCUACGCCGCCUACGCUCCUUAUGCUGCUGCGUAUGCUCCGUACUCGGCUUACUCGCCUUACUACACCGCCUACUCCACUUAUCCAUACGGCUCGAUAUUGCUCAGGAAGUGA